AUGCCUCCAACUAGUCCGAAAUGUGGCCGGCAAAGAGACCCUGCCUCCCCCCGGAGGUCCCGCCGACUGGCUAGGCAGCUUCCCGAUGUCGACAUUAGGGAAGCCGCUCGGGCCCGGCAGCGGUCCGUCUGCAAGUCCCGUCGUCAGCAGUCAGUGAAUGGCAUGCCGGAACCAUCCGAGACAUUCACUAAUUUGGUAGAAGCCGCGAGGGCAAGGGUUGAGAGUUAUGUGAAUGAAGGGAGACCGCAUGAAGAGUAUCUCCGUCCCUGCCUGAAGGCCUUCCUGGAAUGGUUGCCACCAGGAGGUCAGACCUCUGUGGCCAGGGACAUCAUCAACGCUGAAAAUGAUGACCAAAAGCUGUGGCAGGUGUUUCACGAUCUUCUCACCUAUCUCCUUUAUCCAAUGAUGGCAGAGAGUUCCAUACCCUCCAAACCCGAAUCGCCCUUUGACUUCAGGAAGCCCAAUCUUGACGUAUUUGCAGGGACGCUCAUCCAACCAGAGGUUCGAGAUCCCGAUUUCCGUGAUGAGUGUGCGCGCCGAUAG
Aspergillus pseudoviridinutans is the source of this 543-nucleotide messenger RNA. RefSeq lists its product as uncharacterized. The record is from RefSeq and is a predicted model, not a curated record. The transcript is spliced from 2 exons. The coding region runs from base 1 to 543 and encodes 180 amino acids. Lineage: Eukaryota; Fungi; Ascomycota; Eurotiomycetes; Eurotiales; Aspergillaceae.